UGUGUGUGAGGACGGUGAGUGGGCUCAAGAGAGUCAGAAAGUUCUAGAACAGUUGGGUCAAAGGGAAAGGACCCAGAGGAGGCCAGAAGAGAGCUUGGUGGGAGCUCCACAGGAGGAGAAGCAAAACUUAGAGGGAACAUCAGAGAAAGUAUCUGGAAAGGAAGGAAAGGGCCUGCAGGGGAAAGAGAUGCAGAUAGAUGGGCUAGGGGAGGCAGGGUGGAGCAAGGAGGUACCAGAGACAGGGGAACCCCUGCAGGGAGUGGGCAGAAAGGAAGAGGGAGAGGAACAUGAUGGUCCUUCCACACUGCCUCUGGGGCCCCCUGCGGUUUCUUCUCCUUGUGAGGACCACUGUCCCCCCAUACCUGGAAUUCCUGGGAUCAGGACAACACCCAGGCCUGAGGCACUGUCUCCACCUCCAAACCCAGAGCUGGGAGGAGGGCUGCACCCAUCCAUAUCUUUAGCUGGCUCCUACCCUGCUGGGGAGUCACCCAACCAAGAAACAGACCAGGGCAGCCAGGAAGAGGGGUUCAGGCUGAGACAGGGGCCUUUAUCUGGUCAGGGGACCAAGCUGGCCUCUCUCUGUCCACCUGCACUCCCUCCAAGGAUGCCAGAUUCAAUUACUCACAGUCCCCAUGAAGUUUCUGUGUGCACCCCCGCCUCACCAUCUGCCAGCAGCUCCCUGACCAUUCCUCUGAGGAAGCCUUCUCCUGCUGUCUGUUCUCCAGAAACUUCCAGAACUUCUCUGUCAUCUGACAGCCCAUCUCCUUAUGGGGCUUCUGAGAUGCCCCUGUCUGCCCUCCAUGGCUUCCUUGCUACAGAGACCCUCAUGGACCCCUGGACUAUGCGUCAGAGCCCCCAGAACAACAGCAUGGGGACAGUACCUCAUCUGAGGAGCAAGUCCUUCCCAGGUUCCCACAGGGCAGGGUCUGCUCCAGACCUGGCGGGCACACCCUUUUCCUCCUCCCACUCCGAGUUGCCCCAGAAGCCCCCCAAGCCUGCCAGCUAUGACUCUGCUGUCCCCAGGAGGGAUAGGAAAAUCAGAGGGCAUGGUUGCAUCAUCCCAGAAUCUCAGAGUCUACUCACAACUCUGGGGCAGGACCCAGGAGAAUUCCCCUCACAUCCGGAAAGACCCAGCUCCCCAUUGAAUCCGGCUUUUAUCCCACACUCUUUGGCCUGUGGGUCUUCCCCAAACUCUGUCACCAUGGAUUCCAACAAUUGUCACCCUUACAGUCCCCGUACCUGGGAGAAGAGGUAUUCCCUGCCCUCCACUGUGCAGACAGACAGACAAUUGAAUAUGAUGGGCCCCACCCUGAAGCGGUGUCACCACCCUCCUCCGCUGACUCUGAUCACCAGACCACACGCCCCUGCAAAAGGCCCGCUUCCCCAGGCUCCUGACCCCCUGGUGGCAAGGCAACUACGACCUCUGCCCUCUACCCCAGACAACCCCCAUCAUGUCCCGGCUUCUUUCUCCCCCAAGCUGAGGUACAACAAGCCACUGCCACCCACUCCGGAUCUGCCCCAACAUCCUGGUUCCUCAGCCAGCAGCCCAAGGAUCUACAAGCCUCUGCCCCCCCUCCCUAUCCUAGAGCCACCCUCUGAAGCACCCCCACUGCCCCCCAAGACCAGGGGGAGGAGCAUGAGCACUCUGGGAGGACUCCUCCAGCCAAGUCAGCCCAGCCCAAAGCCGGUUCAUCAGGAGUGGACGGUGCCCAGCCCACAUUCUGCAGAAAGGACCUCCUGGCCCCCCGCCACCAGCAGGACCACGGAAGCUUUGGUCCCCUCAGGUUGGACUAAGAGUGAGGCGGCCUCUGUUCUGGCCUUCAGCAACAUGACAAACCUGAUGAUGCCAUCCUCCCCCUCCACCCCCUGGACUCAGGCUGAACCAGGUUCCUCUGAAGAAUCAGAGACCCACGCCCAUGGUAGCCCGAGGAAGACGACCACUCAGAAGUCAGCCAACAGCCUGAGGAGGUCGGAAAUGGGCCGAGCAAGGCCUGAGGACAGACCCAGUCAUCCCCAACUGGAGAAGUCAUCCAGCUGGCCCCACCGGCGGGACCCGGGGAGAGCACGUGAUGCCAGCACCAGUGGGCAGAGCAGUGUUCCCAGUGAGGGAGCCAAUAAGCAAAAGAGCUGGAACCGACAGGGCCUGCGUAGACCUUCCAUCCUGCCUGAAGGCAUGACGGAUGCCAAGAGUUUCAUCAUGGAAAAAUCUCCCAGUGCUGCAGACACCAUUGUUUUCCGGGAGAAGAAACCGAAGGAGAUGAAGGCUGGUUUUGCCAGACGCUGCUCGAAGCUCAUCAACUCUUACUCACCGUCCCUUUCUCCUCCCGAAUCCUCUCCCCUCCACCACCGUCCCACGUGUCUCCUUCACUCCUUAGCCCAGUUGCUCUACCAGGAGUACAGCGACGAAGCUCUGAACAAGGAGAUUCAGAGCCAGCAGAGGCUGGACAGUAUAGCAGAAGAGCCUGGGCCUGCCUCGCCUCGACAGCCCCGCAAGGGCCUGGUCUCAUCUGAGUCUUACCUGCAGCGUCUCUCCAUGGUCUCCAGCGCCUCCCUCUGGCAGGAAAUCCCCUUAGUGCGCAAUAGUGCCGUGCUGCUCUCCAUGACCCACUCAGAUCAGAAGCUGCAGGAGGCCAAAUUCGAGCUGAUUGUGUCUGAGGCCUCAUACCUACGCAGCCUCCAUAUAGCUGUGGACCACUUCCAACACUCCUCCCAGCUCCGGGCCACCCUCUCCAAUCAGGAGCACCAGUGGCUCUUUUCUCGUCUGCAGGACGUGCGAGAAGUCAGCACCACGUUCCUUUCAGACCUGGAGGAGAACUUCGAGAACAACAUCUUCACUUUCCAAGUGUGUGAUGUCGUCUUGCACCACGCCCCCCACUUCCGACGCGUCUACCUUCCAUAUGUCACCAACCAGACCUACCAGGAGCGCACCUUCCAGAACCUUCUGAGUAACAACAGCAGUUUCCGAGAGGUCUUGGAGAAACUCGAGAGUGACCCCGUGUGCCAACGCCUUUCCCUCAAGUCCUUCCUGAUUCUGCCCUUCCAGCGCAUUACCCGCCUGAAACUGCUGCUCCAGAACAUUCUCAAGAGGACACAGCCUGGCUCCUCAGAAGAAGCAGAGGCCACUAAGGCACAUCACGCCCUGGAAGAGCUGAUCCGAGAUUGUAACAGCAGUGUCCAGAAAAUGCACCGGACUGAGGAGCUCAUCCACCUGAGCCAGAAGAUUGAGUUUGAGUGCAAAAUAUUCCCGCUCAUUUCUCAGUCACGCUGGCUGGUGAAGAGUGGAGAGUUGAUGGCCCUUGAGUUCAUUGUCUCCCCAGGGCUUCGAAGGAAGCUGAACACACGCCCCAUCCACCUGCAUCUCUUCAAUGACUGUCUGCUGCUGUCUCGGCCACGAGAGGGAAGCCGAUUCCUGGUAUUUGACCACGCUCCCUUCUCGUCCAUCCGGGGCGAAAAGUGUGAAAUGAAGCUGCACGGGCAUCACAAAAAUCUCUUCCGCCUUUUCCUGCUGCACAACACACAAGGCACCCAGUCCGAGUUCCUCUUCAGCACCGAGACUCAAAGUGAGAAGCUUCGCUGGCUCUCAGCUCUGGCCACACCAAGAGAAGAAUUGGACCUUCUAGAAUGCUACGACUCCCCUCAAGUCCAGUGCCUUCGAGCCUACAAACCCCGGGAGAACGACGAGUUGGCACUGGAGAAGGCUGAUGUCGUGAUGGUGACCCAGCAAAGCAGUGAUGGUUGGCUGGAAGGCAUGAGGCUCUCUGAUGGGGAGCGAGGCUGGUUCCCUGUACAGCAAGUAGAGUUCAUUUCCAACCCAGAAGUCUGUGUGCGGAAUCUGAAGGAAGCCCAGCGUGUCAAAACCGCCAAACUGCAGCUGGUAGAGCAGCAGACCUAGCUCUUCUCUGGGAGGGAUUCCCAUGAGCUGAAGAGUAAGACAUCCUAGAGAGAGCUAGCCCCAGACACCUGUAACAGAGGCCUUCUGCAGACCAAGAACAAGUCUCUCUGCCAACCCAAGGACAAACUCCAGCUACCAGUCAAGAGUUCCAGGCCUCCUUUUCUGUGCUUUGUGCUUGGUGGGGGGGAUUUUAAGGGAUUUUGCACUGGACUCCAGGAACAUUUUCUUAUAAGAAAAGGGAGUAAUGGGACCUAAGUCAAGGAACUCUGGACUUCUUGGUUUCCAGAGUGCAGAUUCAGAAUAAACCAGCGCUGAUGUCAUAGUAAUGUGUUAACCAGAAUCCGACUUCCCCUAGAGGAAGAAGUUCAAGGGGGAAUUAGCUCAACAAUGGGCAGGUCAGAUUGUUGUCAUCUAAGAGAUCUUCCAGCCUGAGAGAUUUCCCAUAAUUAUUAGUGCAAGGGUGAGUGUGUGCAUCUCGGGGGUGUAUCUGUUGGUGGGAAUGUGAGAAUAUAUACGCUCUCACUCUAAUAAACUUGGCACUUCUC
Molecule: messenger RNA, 4437 nt
Organism: Erinaceus europaeus (western European hedgehog)
Lineage: Eukaryota; Metazoa; Chordata; Mammalia; Eulipotyphla; Erinaceidae
Gene: ARHGEF5
Product: Rho guanine nucleotide exchange factor 5
Exons: 14
Coding region: 188-3892 (1234 amino acids)
Biological process (GO): activation of GTPase activity; intracellular signal transduction
Cellular component (GO): nucleus; cytoplasm
Molecular function (GO): guanyl-nucleotide exchange factor activity; protein binding
Source: RefSeq, a predicted model, not a curated record